AUGUUUUCCUCAUUGGCACUUUCAGUGCCUUUGCUGCUCGCCGGUUUACAGGCCACGGCGGUGGGCGCCAUCCCGAGCAUCUCGGCUGUCGGAUCCAAGUUCUUCUACGCAAACGGCACCCAAUUCUACAUCAAGGGAAUUGCUUAUCAGCUUACCCCAAGUGACCCGCUUGUCGAUACUGCCCAAUGUAAGCGCGAUAUCGUCCGCAUGUCUGAGCUGGGCACCAAUGCUAUCCGUGUGUACCACGUGGAUCCCAAUGCGGACCACAAGGGUUGUAUGUCGGCUUUCGCGGAUGCAGGAAUCCACCUGUUCGUUGAUCUCGAUACUUUCACCACUCAGAUCGAGCAAACCUCACCUCACUGGAAUGAGACCCAGUUUGAUCGCUUCAAGGAGGUGCUCGAUGAGUUCCAAAAGUAUGACAACACUGCCGGUGUUCUGGUCGGAAACGAAGUGUUGACCACUGCCGAUGGCUCUGCUGCUGCUCCCUAUGUUCUGGCUGCUGCUCGUGACAUCAAGGCCUACCGCGACCAAAAGGGCUAUCGCGAGAUUCCCGUGGGUUACUCCGCAGCUGACAUCGCGGACCUGAGACCUAUGCUGCAGAACUACAUGGCCUGUUCCUCCAAUGCGUCUGAGCGCUUGGACUUCUACUCGCUGAAUGCCUAUGAAUGGUGUGGAUCUUCCAGCUAUGCGCAGUCCGGGUACAGCGAGCUGCAGAAGAACGCGACCGACUACCCAAUUCCCAUCUUUUUCUCCGAAACUGGCUGUAACACCCCUAAGCCCCGUACCUUUGACGACCAGGCUGCCAUUUUCGGCGAGCACAUGGCUGAUACUUGGUCCGGUUCCAUCAUCUAUGAGUGGAUUGAAGAGACCAACGACUAUGGCCUGAUCAGCUACGGAGCUUCCGUCGACCCUGCUACCGCGACUGGCACUCUCAUCGAAGAUGGUUUCACUCGCCAGGGUACCCCAACCCCGGUAUCACCCGACUUCAGCAACCUCAAGUCCCACUGGGCUACUCUGAACCCUACGGGUGUUGCCAUGUCCGCUUACAAGAAGAGCGCCACCAGCGCCUCCAUCGAGUGCCCUGCGUCGACCUCUGGUGGCUGGGCUGUUGACCCCAGCUCGCCGCUUCCUACCUUGGGCCAGACCUAUAAGAAGGGCGGAUCUGGCUCUUCUAAGACCACCAAGAACAGCGAGGCUACCUCGAGCGGAUCUUCCUCGACUGCAUCAUCCACCAAGGGUGCUGCUAACGGGAUGACCGCCAGCUCGCCAGUCACUGAGCGCUUGCUCGCUGGCUCGCUGGCUCUGUCCGGUCUGGUAGGUGUUGUUGCAUUCUGGUUGUAA
Penicillium soppii is the source of this 1341-nucleotide messenger RNA. RefSeq names its product putative 1,3-beta-glucanosyltransferase (gene gel6). Gene Ontology annotation, cellular component: cytoplasm; fungal-type cell wall. The record is from RefSeq and is a predicted model, not a curated record. Gene Ontology annotation, molecular function: 1,3-beta-glucanosyltransferase activity. The transcript is spliced from 4 exons. Lineage: Eukaryota; Fungi; Ascomycota; Eurotiomycetes; Eurotiales; Aspergillaceae. Bases 1 to 1341 code for a protein of 446 amino acids. Gene Ontology annotation, biological process: fungal-type cell wall (1->3)-beta-D-glucan biosynthetic process.